AUGGGGUGCUGCCCGGGGGACUGCUUCGGCUGCUGCGGUGAGGAGCAGGAGUGCUGCGAGAUGUGCUGCUGCCAGCCCGGCUGCUGCGGCUCCUGCUGCGGCUGCUGCGGCUCCUGCUGCGGCUGCGGGGGCUCGGGCUGCGGAGGCGGCGGCUGCGGAGGCGGCUGCUGCGGGUCGUCCUGCUGCGGUGGCAACGGCUGCUGCGGGGGCGGCUCCGGCUGCGGGGGCGGCUCCGGCUGCGGGGGAGGAUGCUGCGGGUCCAGCUGCUGCGGGUCCAGUUGUUGUGGCUCCUCCGGGGGCUGCUGCGGGCCCGUGUGCUGCCAGCCCACGGCCGUCUGCGACACGAAGUGA
This is a messenger RNA of Pipistrellus nathusii (Nathusius's pipistrelle), 351 nucleotides long. Lineage: Eukaryota; Metazoa; Chordata; Mammalia; Chiroptera; Vespertilionidae. The record is from the annotation of a GenBank genome assembly.